Molecule: messenger RNA, 1362 nt
Organism: Vicia faba (fava bean)
Lineage: Eukaryota; Viridiplantae; Streptophyta; Magnoliopsida; Fabales; Fabaceae
Source: the annotation of a GenBank genome assembly
AUGGCAUCAUCCAUCAUCCCUCGGCACUACUGUUCCAACUUUGCCUCUACCCCCAUUUUGUUUCACUCCAAUACUCACUCUAAGCCUCUCAAUUACUCAUUCUCUCCCACCAAUCUUGGACUAAGAAGUUUCACCACUCGUUGCUCUUACCAACCAUCACCAACCCAUCAUUCUAAAUUUGAUGAUAAACAUAAAGGGAAGUCGUUUUGCUUCAAGCAAAAUGUGAUAUCUAUAGCACUAGCGGUCGGGUUAAUAACGGGAGUUCCUACAUUGGGAUGGCCUAACGAUGCGCAAGCAGCUAAUUCUGCGUUAUCUGAUCUGUCUGUAUUGAUAUCUGGACCGCCAAUUAAGGACCCCGGGGCAUUGUUGAGAUAUGCUCUUCCUAUUGACAAUAAGGCGAUUAGAGAAGUGCAGAAACCGCUCGAAGAUAUUACGGAGAGUCUCAAGAUUGCUGGUGUCAAGGCACUUGACUCUGUCGAAAGAAAUUUGAGGCAAGCAUCUCGAGCUCUGAAGCAAGGGAAGACUUUAAUUGUAUCGGGUUUAGCUGAAUCAAAGAAAGAACAUGGAAUUGGAUUACUUGAUAAGCUGGAAGCUGGUAUCGAUGAGUUUGAACUGAUACUACAAGAUAGGAAUCGAGGCUCCGUUGGACCAAAACAGAAAGAACUUCUUCAAUAUGUUGGAGGUAUUGAAGAAGACAUGGUUGACGGAUUUCCAUACGAAGUGCCUGAAGAAUACCGAAGCAUGCCUUUAUUGAAAGGGAGAGCAGCUGUAGAUAUGAAGGUCAAGAUUAAAGACAAUCCAAACGUGGAAGAAUGUGUUUUCCACAUAGUUCUUGAUGGUUAUAAUGCCCCCGUAACUGCAGGCAAUUUUGUCGACUUGGUAGAAAGACACUUCUAUGACGGCAUGGAGAUUCAAAGAGCGGACGGGUUUGUUGUCCAAACGGGUGACCCUGAAGGUCCUGCCGAGGGUUUUAUUGAUCCUAGUACCGAGAAAAUAAGGAUUGUACCUUUAGAAAUUAUGGUAGAGGGAGAAAAGGCACCUGUUUAUGGAGAAACUCUAGAGGAGCUUGGUCUAUACAAGGCUCAAACAAAGCUUCCCUUUAAUGCGUUUGGAACAAUGGCAAUGGCAAGAGAGGAAUUUGAAGACAACUCUGGCUCUAGCCAAGUGUUUUGGUUAUUGAAAGAAAGUGAGUUAACUCCAAGCAAUGCCAAUAUAUUGGAUGGUAGAUAUGCUGUUUUUGGCUAUGUAACAGAAAAUGAAGAUUUCUUAGCAGAUCUUAAGGUUGGUGAUGUCAUAGAAUCUAUUCAAGUUGUUUCUGGUUUAGAUAAUUUGGUGAAUCCAAGUUACAAGAUUGCUGGUUAA